Molecule: messenger RNA, 1016 nt
Organism: Vitrella brassicaformis
Lineage: Eukaryota; Vitrellaceae
Source: the annotation of a GenBank genome assembly
GUGAGUAGCCAGCUGUACAGAGAGACACAGACCACCAGCACAUAAAUCUUACGUCAUUCAUGCAAUGGUCAUGUCACUCACCAUGAACGAACAUCUCAACGAACGAGUCACCAAUCAACACAUGGAUGGACAGACGCAGCAAGGAGAUACGGCCGCCUCAGAGACCAACGCAUCACAGCACGAUGCCGGCCGGUCCGCCCGCUCACCGGUCAGGUCGGCAGGUGAACGACAGAGUGUAUCUCUCCCUCCCUCCCUCCCUCCUCUAUGUCCGUCUGUUGUGCAUCUAUGUAAUUUGCCCGUCGCCCUUCAACUAGCUAUGUACACGCCCGCCGUCCGUUGGCUAUCUGCCUCUGUCGCUGUGUGUGUCUUGCUUGACCUAUAGGUCAGCGGCGCUUGCCCAAGACAGCAUCCCAGGCAGCUAGGAUAGGCAUCCACUCGUCCAACGAAAUACGCGGGCCUUCCUUCUCGCUCCCCCACUCCUUGCCGCCCUCCCUCCCUGAGGAAGUCAAUGGACGGAUGGACAGAACACACGACUGAGUGAGUGGGGCGGCGCAAGAGAGUUGUGCGUUCGGUCCAGCAACACCCUUCAUGGCACAGACAGACAGACGGACAGACAGACAGCGAUGGAUGUGCGAAGGUGGCAUCUGUCCAGUGCAGUGUACCUGCUGCUGUCCGCUGUCAUGGGUCAUCGGAACGGCUAUUUGAGGCACGCCAAACAACUGCAUCUGAACACACAUACACGACUCAUACACACACAAAAUGAAUGCGACUUACCUCGUGAAAGACGUGAGUGAUUCUCUCCCAACCUUACCUGUCCAGGCGGCAAUGGGUAGAGAGCGGUAUCGCCGGGUGCUGCCGGUGCAGCAGGCACCCACCCAUCGCUAAAAGGACCAUCACCACCGCUUUCCGCUGUCUGCCAGCCGCUUGCCGACGCACCCAUACCUCUACUGCUCACGGCAUGGCCAACAGCAAACGCGAGGCAACGCCAACUCUCCAGAGCCCUCGGUGAAAUCUUG